AUGGCGAGCCUCUUUCAGAAAGCAGCUGGUGCCUUCGGCAGCCGCCCUGCCGAGCAGGUGAAGCAAAGCGAUGAGGAGGGUGAAUCACUUGUGACGAUACUGAAGACGGAAGAGGACAGGAGUGCUUUGACUAUCCUCGUCGCCGACUGCACAGAGGUCAUGCGUAACAACAUCGUCCACAUAUUUGACGCAAACCAGACUGGCAAGACCGAAGACGUCGUGGCUACCAAGUUGACCGGCGACGAUGCUCUGAGCAACCCUGAUGUCGAUCCUGGAACAGUAGAUGUUGUAGAGCAAGACAAGCAGAAGAAAGCUGUCGCUCAGCGACAGGAAAAGAUGAAGAAGGACUUGGCUCAGCGUGAGAAGGAGCUCAGUGGGCCAAAAAUGCAGGAGUUGAAGGCGGCGGCCCUGCAUUUCUUCGAUGCUUGGCGAACGAGCGUGAUCACAAGAGUUGGCGAGAUUGUAAACUCAAAGGAGACUGCGAAAGCGCAAGAACAGCAUGCUGAACCUAAAGCACAAUCUCCCGAGCGAUCAGCGAGCAGGAUACGCUAUCCCGACCCUCCACAGUACGAUCCUGGUGUCGACGCGAUGAUGAAAAAGUUGUACCCGCCUGUCAGCAAUCCUCUCACAAAAUUGCCACAAGCUCAGAAAGCGUUGAUCGUUCAUUCCAUUCUGCUACUGUUGUUAAGCUUGGAACAUUACCAAUCCUACUCACGGACACUACUGCUCUACAUGACGACCAGCCUUGGCCUCGACGUCUCAGUACUGUCGCAGGACGAGGGCAAGAUUGCUCGAGGCUUAUUGACUGCGGCAGACAAUAUGAAGGCUGAUGAAGAGACGAAGAAGAAAGCUGAAGCCAACCAGGACGGCAGAAAGUGGAAGGUUGGUCUGGCUACUGUCGCGGGAGCAGCACUGAUCGGCGUUACUGGUGGGCUUGCUGCGCCCUUGCUCGCAGCCGGUGUGGGCUCCAUGAUGGGAGGACUCGGUCUUGGCGCGACUGCUGCAGCGGGAUACCUUGGAUCUGUGGCUGGUAGUACUGUGAUUGUUGGCGGCCUAUUUGGCGCGUAUGGUGGCAAGAUGACUGGGAAGAUGAUGGAUCAGUAUGCACGUGAGGUCGAGGACUUUGGCUUUGUGCCAGUUCGCGAUCGCCACCGGCCUCGGAAGAUCGAGAAGGAGUACAGGCGGCUGCGUGUCGCCAUCGGCAUAAGUGGUUGGCUGACGAAUAAAGAUGAAGUGGUUGAGCCGUGGAAGGUGAUUGGGACAGAAAUGGAGACUUUCGCUCUUCGGUUCGAGCUUGAAGCACUGAUGAAUCUUGGCAACUCCAUGAGCACAAUGGUUACUUCUGCAGCGUGGGGUUAUGCGAAGUCGGAGAUCAUCAAGAGGACAGUCUUCGCGUCGCUUAUGGCCGGACUAUGGCCACUGGCUCUUUUGAAGGUGUCUCGCGUGAUCGACAACCCGUGGAGCGUGGCUAGCUACCGCGCGCAAAAGGCCGGUGAAGUGCUUGCAGAUGCGAUCAUCAACAAGGCUCAAGGCGAACGACCUGUGACAUUGAUCGGCUACAGCCUAGGCGCGAAGGUCAUAUAUGUCUGUCUUCAAAUACUUGCAGAGCGCAAAGCAUUUGGCCUGGUCGAAUCGGCCAUCCUUAUAGGGACUCCCUCGCCAUCCACAGCUGCAGACUGGAGACAUGUACGAUCUGUGGUUUCUGGACGAGUAGUCAAUGUCUAUAGCACGAAGGACUACAUCCUGGCAUUCUUGUACCGGAGCAGUAGCAUUCAGUAUGGUGUGGCCGGACUACAAGCCAUUGAGAACGUAAAGGGCGUUGAGAACGUGGAUGUCUCUGAUCUUGUGACUGGCCACAACAGCUAUCGAUUCUUGACGGGUACGAUCUUGCAACGUAUCGGCUUCGAAGAUGUGGACGCUGGUGUCCUUGAGAAGGAGCAGCAAGAGCUCAAAGCUGAGGAGGCUAAGGAGGAGCAGGAACGUCAAGCUUCCGAAAAAGCUGAACAGGCAAAAGCACCACCAACAGAAGCUAUGCAAAACACAAAAUUGAAUGAGGCGCCUACAGCAGUCAAAGAUGCUCUCCCGGGCUCCACCUCAUCCGAGACACAUGAAGUCAGUGAACAACACAUCAAAGACCUCGAGACAGAAAUCCAGCGCAAAAACGAGCAGUCCUACAUCGGCUGGGCACAAGAAGGCAUGAUGAGUGCAGGCACAGGCGCAGCAGUAGCGUACGAAAAAGCAAAGAUGCAGUGGAAUCUGCGCCGCCAAGGUGCCGGCGGCCGAGGUGCUGCAAGUGCGGCAGGUCAGGCCGAUGCAGCAACAAAGGACGUCAACGAUGCUGCAAAGGACACCGCUGGUGUGGAGACGUCUGGUGCAGGUAAUGUGGCGUACGAAGGCAUGAAAGCUAGGAGUCUUGCGCGAAAGGAAGUCGGUUCUUCUACGGAGACGCCGUCUGGAGCAAGUGGAGCUGCGAAGUUGCCCUGA
Messenger RNA from Recurvomyces mirabilis, 2484 nucleotides. RefSeq lists its product as uncharacterized. The transcript has a single exon. Bases 1 to 2484 code for a protein of 827 amino acids. The record is from RefSeq and is a predicted model, not a curated record. NCBI's taxonomy places the organism in Eukaryota, Fungi, Ascomycota, Dothideomycetes, Mycosphaerellales, Teratosphaeriaceae.